AUGAACCUCUCUUCCACCUUCACACUUUACCCAAAACUACACUUUUCAUUCUCAUCCUCAAUCUCUCCCAAUCCAAUUCAAUUCACCACCAUAACCCCAAACCCAACAAACCCCCCAAAAGCCCUUCACAUUACCGCAAUAACCAUAAACAACUCACCCCAACAGCUUCCUCCAAACAGUCCUCAACGCCUCCUCAAGGAACUCGAACAAUACAAAACCAAAAAACUAAUCCCACCAAACAAAAAAACACCUUCAAGAAUCUCAAUCCUAAAACCACCGCUACAAAACAAAAAACUCAUCCUCAACAGUCCCCAACUAACCCUGAACUCACUCCCUGUUCUGAGUUCAUGUCUCCCCCACGCGCCUCUCAGAACCACCGACACCGCGUGGAUGGACCUUCACUUGAUGGAAGUGAAGCAAGCGUUGGGGUAUCCUUUGGAGUCUUUUGAGGAUAUGCUUGGGGAAGAAGAUAACCCUGGGAAACAAUUUGAUACGCUGUUGUAUUUAGCGUUUCAGCAUCGCGCGUCCGGGAAGAGGUAUCCGAGGGAGGGCCCGGGGCCGAUGAGGGAGAGGAUUUUUGGGUUGGUUGGAAAGCAUAGAUUGCCUAAGUGGGUUAAAGCUGCUAGCUUGCAUAAUUUGAUAUUUCCUGAUGUUGAUAUGGAUAGAUUGGUGAGAAAAGAAAGGGAGCAAAGAGUCAAGUCUGUCUUUUGGGCUUUGUUUGGGGCAAUCUAUCUAUGUUUUGGUAUGCCUGAAGUGUAUCGUGUUCUUUUUGAAGUCUUUGGAAUGGAUCCAGAUGCGGAGGAAUGCCAGCCCAGAUUACGUAGGCAACUUGAAGACAUAGAUCAUGUAUCUGCUGAAUUUGAAGGCAAGCUAAGCUGGCAAGAUAUGGUUGCCUAUAAGCCUCCUGCAGAUGCCUUGUUUGCGCAUCCGCGGCUGUUCAGAGCCUGUAUUCCCCCAGGAAUGCAUCGGUUUAGAGGAAAUGUAUGGGAUUAUGAUAGCAGGCCUCAGGUUAUGCAAAUCCUUGGAUAUCCAAUAGAAAUCACCGAUAGAAUUCCAGAAAUUACUAAAGCUAGGAAUGUAGAGCUUGGACUUGGUUUGCAGCUAUGUUUCUUGCAUCCAUCAAAUUACAAAUAUGAUCAUCCUCGAUUUUGCUUCGAGAGAUUAGAAUACCUUGGUCAAAAGAUACAGGAUUUGGUGAUGGCUGAAAGAUUGUUGAUGAAGCAUUUAGAUGCUCCGGGUUUUUGGCUACAAGAGAAGCACCGCCGCGUUCUUAUGAACAGGUAUUGUGGGAGAUAUUUGAGGGCAAAAAAACUCCAUCGAUUUAUUAUAUACCCUGAAAAGGAUCGAAAUUCGUAUGAGCGCAAUCAUAGACUGAGAAACCCGGCCUCAGAAUCUGUUCAACAAGCCAUUCACGGGCUUUCAUAUGCAGUUUAUGGGAAACGUGAUGUGAGACGACUAAUGUUUGAGGUUUUUGAUGUUGAGCAAGUUCAGCCUAAAAGGAAUAUAUAUGUGAAGAAAUAA
Vicia faba (fava bean) is the source of this 1521-nucleotide messenger RNA. Lineage: Eukaryota; Viridiplantae; Streptophyta; Magnoliopsida; Fabales; Fabaceae. The record is from the annotation of a GenBank genome assembly.